UGCGGAGCGCUGGGCUGUGCCUCUGCAAUUUCACUUCUCCCGCCGCUGGGGAACGGAGCGGGGGAGGCGCAGAGGGCUGGGAGAGGGGUUCGCAAUGCGUUCUUCCAAGAAAACUUUUUUCUGCCUUGAACGUGAAGGAAUACGUGCUCACUGUAGACAAUUGGGAAAACAUGGGAAAGUACUGUGUAAAAAAUGGGGGGCGGGGGCGAGGCGUGGGAGUCACUUGGGGCGCGGGGACGGCGAUUUGCUGUGCUAACCGCAGCCGGGUGCGAGCGGCGGGCUGCGCUGCCCCAGGGGCCCGGGGGGCGGAGAGCCGCGCGGCGUGGAGGGCUGAGAUUUGAGGAAGUGGGAGCUGCCCGGGCGGGGGCGUCCCGCCGAGAGUCCGCCACGCAGCGUUUGUUUCCUUUCACUUCCUGCGGCAGCUGCUCUAGAUGAGGAGGUGCGCGUGGCCGCGGCGGAGCGGCCGGAGUCUUCGGGUGUGAGCGCCCACCCACCGCGGGCGCCAGCGCUUCCUUGACCGCUCAGGUUCGGCUAUGCGGGAGCGGUGAGGAGGAGGCUUGCAGUGGUGGACCUGAGAGCUCGGGAGGUCAUGCUGGCUUGCUUUUAAGUGGCUUGAAGAAAGUGAAGAAACCCCAAAAUGGAGGACUUCGCUACCAGGACCUACGGCACCAGUGGCCUGGACAACAGACCUCUGUUCGGGGAGACGUCCGCCAAGGAUCGAAUCAUUAAUUUAGUUGUUGGCAGUUUAACAUCCUUACUGAUUCUAGUAACACUGAUCAGUGCUUUUGUUUUCCCUCAACUACCUCCGAAACCGCUGAAUAUAUUUUUUGCUGUCUGCAUCUCUUUGAGUAGUAUUACUGCCUGCAUACUUAUCUACUGGUAUCGACAAGGAGACUUAGAACCGAAGUUUAGAAAGCUAAUUUACUAUAUCAUAUUUUCUAUCGUCAUGUUGUGUAUAUGUGCAAACCUGUACUUCCAUGAUGUGGGAAGGUGAGGCUGCCAAGGAGAAAUACUUACCAGGACUCUUCAAAAUGAUACAUUAGGACAGUGAGUAAUUUUUGGAUAAGGUAUGCUGAAGAAUCUCCUGCAGAAGUCUGAUACAUGAUUUUCAUGUUAAUUGUAAAUGUAAAUUCCCUCUUGCAAGGGAGACAUAUCUUAGAUCACUUUGCUUUUUAAAGAGCUGACGUUGCACCUAAACAUUCCAACCCUUAAAGCUCAAACAGCACAAGAAAUUUUCACUUUAGAAAUCAACAUUUUUAUAAUGUGAUUGCAUGGCAAAAGGCUAUGUAACAAACAAAAUCUUGCAUUUUAAGACAAAUAUUCUUUUAUUUUGUUAAACUGAAUAUACAGUUGUUCCCUAGGCAACCAACUUUUGCUUUAUAACUACAAUUUAAUUUCACGUUAACAAAACAGACAGUCAAAAGACAACUUUGUGAAGAUCUAAUUACAAUAAUAAAUAAAAUAAUUUAUACAAG
Messenger RNA from Saimiri boliviensis boliviensis (Bolivian squirrel monkey), 1475 nucleotides. It is a transcript of the gene TMEM243, whose product is annotated as transmembrane protein 243. Lineage: Eukaryota; Metazoa; Chordata; Mammalia; Primates; Cebidae. The record is from RefSeq and is a predicted model, not a curated record.